GUAGGUAUGGUCGCAGGUGGUUGUGCACCAAAUGGUGCUGGUGGUGGUGCUAACACCUCGACGAUGGGAGUGACGCACAAUGCUUGUUCGACAGGUCGUAGCGAUGCAGGAGCACAGUCGACAAAUCCGCAACAUCGUGUCCCGGGCUUAGGCGGAAGUGCUACUAGUAAUACCCAUCAAAGCACUACUAGCAAUUAUACCCAUGUGGGGACUACGACUACGUCCUCUGGGCUCCAGAAAAAAUGUUCUGUGGACAGUCUGUGUCGGAAGUUGCAAUUUGAAGCCGGGAACGACGGCGAUGUGGUCGGCAGCUUGCACUACUUGUCGACCAGUGCCUCGACUGGAUCAGAUGCAGGAGCCACGCCGAUGACGACCCAAUCAAAUUCUACCGUUAGUAGAGAUGCGCAUCCAGUACUAGCUUCAUCUCCCAAUUUUAGCGGUUUUGAUCAAAUACAACAAAAAGCAACUGGUCCAGCUUCAGGAAACUGCGAGAUGAACCGACCGCGAACCUUGCAGGCAGCACCUGGAAGUCCCUGUUUGCUUGAGUUCGAUUCGCCUCCGAUGCGUGAGCGUCCGAAAGACUACGUCUCCUCGCCUGACAGGUUGCGACAAGCAUGCGCAAAAGCAUCUCGGAUUACUUCCAGCAUUUCCGCGCCGAAGGUUGUUUGUGUCGCGCGCGUUCCUGGCGCAGUGGCACAGCUGGCUAGCGAAUUCAAAGACCUGGUCUCGGAAGAUCAGAUGACUGAAGUAGACGCGGCAUCAAAGUCUCGGGUUCUCGGUGAUGCAGAUGCAAACAAGCAGGUUCGCGUUCCGGACCUCGACUGUGGUUCACCUUCGCCUAAAAAGACGAGUGUCAGGCCUCUACCUCAAUCUGGCGCGCAUGGAAACAGCGAAGAGAUGAAACGGGAGGAAAAAAGUGACCCUUCGUCCCAUGGCAAACAAGAUGCGGGCUCUGCGUCACAGACUCUUCAGGAAAACGGUGACCAUCACGAACAAACUCGAGAAACUUCAACCGCGAAUACAGCAACUAAAAGUAAAAACGUUGGCUCAUGCGAAGGCGAGAUCGAAAAUGCCAGAAGUAACACGAGUUUUCGCGUCGUUCGGAAUCCUUUUGAAGACUCUGUAGUAGCGGAGGGUGUAACUACGGGCGACAAAGGUAAGCCGUCUGCCUGUCAGCAUAAGCGAAAUCGAAGUCGCUGUACCCCACCUACUCCGGUUGAGCAAGACGCUGACGGGCAGAAGGAGAAACAGAGUCGGGAACGGAGUAGGAACGGCACGACCAGCAGACGUAGUGGGGCGUCUGCAGCUGCGGCUUGGAGC
Molecule: messenger RNA, 1320 nt
Organism: Amoebophrya sp. A25
Lineage: Eukaryota; Dinophyceae; Syndiniales; Amoebophryaceae
Source: the annotation of a GenBank genome assembly